Thermothelomyces thermophilus ATCC 42464 is the source of this 1379-nucleotide messenger RNA. RefSeq lists its product as uncharacterized. The coding region runs from base 259 to 1266 and encodes 335 amino acids. NCBI's taxonomy places the organism in Eukaryota, Fungi, Ascomycota, Sordariomycetes, Sordariales, Chaetomiaceae. The transcript is spliced from 2 exons. The record is from RefSeq and is a predicted model, not a curated record.
GCACCGUCAUGAUCCUCCAGGCCGCGCGCUGAACAACUUCAUGAAUUGAACUCUGAUUUCUUUUGGUGAUAAUUACAUGUCCGAUCCGACCAAGCUAUUCUCCAUCGUUUUGCUGGACCCCUAGUGACUUGUGGAAAUUGAGAAAGCAAUAAGAAAGGAGAGCCCAAGAAAGAAAGAAGGCAAAAAAAAAAUUUAAAAAAAAAAAAAGAGAGAGAGAGAGAGAGAGAAAGAAAGGGCAGAAAGAAAAGACGGACCAAGAUGAGAUCUCCCUCCCUCCUCUUGCCGUUGCUCCCCCUCGCCCUCGCCCAGCUCGCGCAGGCGGCCAUCAACUGGGACAUGUUCGAGUACGGGGUGGUGCCGACGUUCCGGUGGUCGCGGCCCUUCCCGGACGACGGGACCAACCCGGGCGGCUUCCACGUGCACUGCCGGCACUCCAAGACGUUCCGCGCCAAGAUGUACAAGCUGCGGGACCUGUCGGAGGAGCCGCCGACGGGGCUGGCGCCGUGGAAGGUGGGGAUCGAGGAUUUCCUGCGCAAGCGCGACUACGUCGGCAGCUGGGACGGGGUGGACCACAAGGGGCAGGACCGCGAGGUGGUCGUCAUGGAGUGGCGCGACGUCCCCGGCGAGGUGAGGGCGUGGAUCGAGGAGCAGCAGCGGGACCCGAGCGAGGCCAACGAGAAGAAGUGGCUCUUUGGCGUGUUUGAGAAGCCAAAAGCCCCGGGCGAGAAGGUGUACAGUACCGUGCGGCCGAGGCCGACCGCGCCGGCUUCUUCGCAGCAGCAGCAGCAGCAGGACCAGCAGAACCAGGAGCAGCAAGAGGAGCAGCAGCAGCAGCAGCAGCAGCAGCAGGUUGAACAACAGAAGAAGGAGGCUGCUCACGACGAGCCCGAGGUGGCAGAUCAAGACAAGAUCGUGGUGUUUCCGGCGGGGGCCAUCUACGAGAUUCUACCGCUCUGGGUGGCCAACGGGAGCGGUUGCGAGCGGGACCUCAACAAUCUGACCAUCUACCGGUCCCAGGCGAUCGACCACUCGGUGCUGGCCUGGCCCGUGGACCACACCAAGCCUCAGCGGGACCUGGGCAAGCGCGACAUCACGUUCAAGAUCGAGGCCAUGUCGGUCACGGAGACGGAAGACGCCAAGAGGGCGCGGCUGAUGUGGGAGAGGAUGCACCGGACGAUCAAGAGGAACGAUCGGAAGCAGCAGCGGGAGAAGCGGCAGAAGGCCAAGAAGGAGCUCGAGGAGCAGAGGGUGAGGGAUGAGUUGUAAAUCAAAUCAAGGUAGUCUGGGUACGGGAUAAUUAUAUCUGCAUUAAUUAGUAGGUAAUAGGCACCAUUAGGUGUUGGUCGGUAAUCUAAUAUGCUCAUCUAAUUAGCCAGAUA